AUGUACUGCGCCGCUGUGCUGUACUUGCUUGUGGUCCCAAACGUGGGAGAGAGGUUUCAUGGUCGUUUGCAGCUUGGGGAACGGGCAGCAAACAAUGUGAAGGAGCUAGCUCAAAAUUUGGCAAGCUCUCCAAAAGGGCUGUCUUGGAAUGAAGCCAGCCAAAAAGCCAUUGAAGCUCUUGCCGGCACAAACCCUCCCAAGGUGGAUGAUGUGAAGCAGUGGGCUCACUUCCUUUAUACCAAAGAGGGAGGAGGCUACGAUUGGAAAUGGGCCAACAACCAUGCUUUGGAAGUCCUUGCGGAAGACCAUCCUCCCAAGUUGGAUGAUGUGAAGGAGUUGGCUCAACAUUUCAACAGCACAGACACACGGUGGUACUCGGCAGGAGGCUUGGAGAGCCCCGGCGGCAGGGCCAGAAAAGCUCUUGCCGGCACAAACCCUCCCAAGGUGGAUGAUGUGAAGCAGUGGGCUCACUUCCUUCAUACCAAAGAGGGAGGAGGCUACGAUUGGAAAUGUGCCAACAACCAUGCUUUGGAAGUCCUUGCGGAAGACCAUCCUCCCAAGUUGGAUGAUGUGAAGGAGUUGGCUCAACAUUUCAACAGCACAGACACACGGUGGUACUCGGCAGGAGGCUUGGAGAGCCCCGGCGGCAGGGCCAGAGAAGCUCUUGCCGGCACAAACCCUCCCAAGGUGGAUGAUGUGAAGCAGUGGGUUCACUUCCUUCAUACCAAAGAGGGAGGAGGCUACGAUUGGAAAUGGGCCAACAUCAGAGCUUUGGAAGUCCUUGCGGAAGACCAGGCGUGGUCUCCACAGGUCUUGUUGGUUCUGCCUCAGGACUUCCAAAGCUCUGAUGUUGGCCCAUUUCCAAUCGUAGCCUCCUCCUUCUUUGGUAUGAAGGAAGUGAGCCCACUGCUUCACAUCAUCCACCUUGGGAGGGUUUGUGCCGGCAAGAGCUUCUCUGGCCCUGCCGCCGGGGCUCUCCGAGCCUCCUGCCGAGUACCACCGUGUGUCUGUGCUGUUGAAAUGUUGAUGUUGGACUGUGAUCCUCCUGCCAAGCCAAGAUAUGGAGAUCUUACCGGGCAUGUUUGCAAGGAAGGACAAAGUAAGAUCCAACACGGCCAGCGCUGUAGCCCUGUUUGUAGUUUGGGCCAUGCCCCGCAACCAGCCACCUUGAUUUGCGACAAUGGUGUAAUUGGUUCCUUUGAAUGUCCCGAAGAUAUUGACAAUUGA
This is a messenger RNA of Cladocopium goreaui, 1227 nucleotides long. The record is from the annotation of a GenBank genome assembly. Lineage: Eukaryota; Dinophyceae; Suessiales; Symbiodiniaceae.